GAUAUUAUAUCUGAUAAAUUUUGUUUGCGCGUUUUGGGGCUACGUUUUGUCGGAGUCGGCGUUACCAGAACGCCGUUUUUGCCGCCACCGCCGCCGCCGCCAUGUCGCCGCUCGCCCGCUCGCUGCUCGCGCUCGCCGCGCUGCUCGCCGCCGCCGACGCUGGGAGAGAACAAGUAUUGUUUGGAUUUAAUGCACCACGGUUUAUCAGGCUGAAUGAAGUGACGCUGAACCCACAAGGAGGAUGGAUAAAUGUGAAAAAUUACUGUUCGAACGUGCCAAGCGGCGCCCUAGUGGUUGCAAGCAACUCGUUCCGGGACCGGGCUCCCUACAUCAGUGGCGAUGUUCAGAGCAUCAACGUGGUUUGCAUGCCCCUGGGACCUUAUACUACAUGCGACGACAGAAUUAGAGUCAAUAUCACACAAUUUUGUUAAUAAAUAAGUUAUACUUA
This is a messenger RNA of Leguminivora glycinivorella, 448 nucleotides long. RefSeq lists its product as uncharacterized. The transcript is spliced from 3 exons. Bases 102 to 431 code for a protein of 109 amino acids. NCBI's taxonomy places the organism in Eukaryota, Metazoa, Arthropoda, Insecta, Lepidoptera, Tortricidae. The record is from RefSeq and is a predicted model, not a curated record.